This is a messenger RNA of Xyrauchen texanus (razorback sucker), 825 nucleotides long. RefSeq lists its product as uncharacterized. NCBI's taxonomy places the organism in Eukaryota, Metazoa, Chordata, Actinopteri, Cypriniformes, Catostomidae. The coding region runs from base 17 to 712 and encodes 231 amino acids. The record is from RefSeq and is a predicted model, not a curated record. The transcript has 2 exons.
GGGAUCCCGACAAGCUAUGGUCCAGAGGGUCCUUGAACAGCAAACUGCUAUUGGACAUGUUCUCUCUGCUGACCGGAAGGCUAGACACCUGACACCAACCUGGCAGGAUAUCGAAGUCCUUGAAGUGAUCAACAAGACACUCACCCCACUGGCAGACUUUACUGAUGCUCUGUCAGGAGAGCAGUAUGUUACUAUCUCCUCAGUCAAGCCGGUCCUCCACCUUUUUGAGACAAUGAUGGCAGUGCAGGAAGAUGAUACAGGUCUUGCACGAUCAAUUAAGUCGAAAAUCCUGCAUUACCUUAAAGAAAAGUAUAGUGAUCCACACACUCAGGAGCUGCUCGACAUAGCCACAGUAUUGGAUCCACGUUUUAAACUGAACUAUGUCAGCGAGGACAACAAAGUCAGUGUCAAGGACAGACUGAAGAAUGAGAUGACUAGCAUUGGUAUGCAAAGUCCCCCCACAACUGACCCCAGCGCCCAGCCUUCGCUGCCCCCCGUAGAAAAGAAGAGAAAGACCUUAGGUUGUUUUUUAAAAGCAGCAAAGGGCAAUGAGGCAGCAGCACCAUCUGAUGCUUCUCAAGAGAAUGAUGUUGACAUGGAGCUAGGCUCAUAUCUGCUCACAAGAAACAUUGACAGCGAAGAUGACCCCAUAAUCUGGUGGAAAGAACACAAGGGACAAUAUCCAAAACUGUCUGUGCUGGCAAGGAAAUAACUCUGUAUCACUGCUACAAGUUCCCCAUCAGAAAGGGUUUUCAGCACAGGGGGGAACAUUGUAACAUGCCAGCGUUCCUCCCUGAAACCUCACAAUGUUGAUAGGUUAGUGUU